AUGAAUGAAAUCACUUUAUGGACGGGCGAUGACAACCCCUCCCAAGAGUAUGGCGGACCCGGUUUUGGUGAUUACCAGACUUUGGGUAAUAUUGUCGUCGAUUUACCCGAACAUAAGGUCAACACUCAGUACAAGCGGGCGCUGGAUAUCGGGGACGCCGUGUCGACCGUUCAGUACGAAUCACAUGGCGUUCAAUACAAACGGGAAUACUUUGUGAGUCACGUGUCGGAGGUAUUUGUCGGCCGGUUGACCGCCGAUAAGGGAAAGGCAUACACCGGACGCAUAGAAAUACAGGAAUCGCAUAAACUAACCGUACAGGUGGUGAACAAUACAAUCGCAGCGAACGGCAAACUAGUGAAUGGGUUGUGGUUUGGGUGGAAAAUGUUAGUCCAAAACACGGGUGGAAGUCUUAAAGUUAACGGUUCGGUCAUUGAGUUCAACGGCUGCGACGCCCUGACACUCAUCGUAAGCGCCGGUACUGACUAUGUGUUUGACGACAAGAAAAAGUUUAAGUCCGGCGAAGACCCGGCUAUUAGUGUCAACGCGUGGGUGGCGAAGGCGGCGGACAAGUCGUACGACACCCUACGUAGCGAACACGUGGCGGACUUCCACUCGUUGUUCAAUAGAGUUGACGUCGAUUUGGGUGAGUCGUCGGCACAACAGACGGCGUUACCGACUGUCAAACGGAAGGUCGAAGCCGUCGCUACAUUCGAUCCGGAUUUCGAAGAAAUGUUUUUUCAAUUCGGAAGGUAUCUCAUGAUAUCGUCGUCGCGAACGAGUCUUCCCGCAAACUUACAGGGUCUAUGGAACGACAACAAUAGUCCCGCAUGGCACGCUGACUAUCACACAGACAUCAAUGUACAAAUGAACUACUGGCCGGCAGAGACAACAAACCUUGCUGAAUGUCAUGUGCCCCUGUUCAAUCUGAUUGUAAGCCAAUUGAACAUUUGGCGCAAACUUACCCGAGCUUCCGAUGAGUUACUAACGCCGCGGGGAAACCAUUCGUCAAAAGGUGUGGCCGUUGCCGGUCCGCACAAUAUCUAUGGAGGAAUGGGUACUCACUUUUCAUGGGAUAAGACGAAUACUGCUUGGUAUGCGCAACACUUUUGGGAACAUUACGCGUUCGGACUGAAUAAGACAUAUCUAAAGGACGUGGCUUAUCCUUACCUGAAAGAGGUGUCCGAGUUCUGGGACGAGCAGCUGAAGACUGUGACGAACGGCACUAAACAACAGUUGGGAAAACUGGUUGUCCCUAAUGGUUGGUCAUCAGAACAUGGACCCCAUGAGGACGGCUGCAGUUAUAAUAAUGAGAUCGUUUGGGAUUUGUAUACAAAUUACGUGAAAGCGGCGGACGUGUUGGGGGUCGACAAGGAGUUCAGGGAUCGCGUGGCGGGUGAGAGGGAUAGGCUGUUAUGGCCAGGGAUUGGAUCGUUCGGACAAUUGAUGGAAUGGAUGGAAGAACAACCGGGCGAGAAGACCGACCAUCACAGACAUACUUCCCAUUUGUUUGGCGUAUUUCCGGGACACCAAUUCAAUUGGGAGACAACUCCCACAUUGGCCAACGCGUCCCUGGACAUAUACCCCACACCUAUAGCUUCGGUUCACUACACCACCCUAAUGAUAAGUUGCCAUAGGGAUAAGGCAGUGAUGCCAACCUUCAGGGUGUCGCUUAAUGCCAGAGGUAUAGACCCAUCCAGUGAUGUGAGGGAGUGGUCGUUCGCGUGGCGCACAGCCAUAUACGCCCGGCUCAGGGAUGCCGAGAACGCCCACCACUUACUCCGCGAGUUGUUGUCCGAUCGAAAUACCUGUCCCAAUAUGUUUGGAUUACACCCUCCGAUGCAAAUCGAUGGCAACUUCGGUAUUACCGGAGCCGUCGCCGAAAUGCUUCUCCAUAGUCACGAACAAGUGGUCCAACUGUUGCCGGCUCUGCCCCGGGAUUGGGCGGUGGGACACGCGAAAGGUCUGCGGGCCAGAGGCGGACAUCAGUUGGAUAUCUAUUGGACUAAUCAUACGUUGAAUAAUGUUUUGAUUACGAGUGUUGUCGCCAGUGAUGUUAAUAUCAAAUAUGGAAAUACUGUCAAAACGAUUACAGUGUCUCCGAGUAAACCGAUUCAUUUGGAUCACAAUCUGAAUCCAAUUCCGUAG
Molecule: messenger RNA, 2145 nt
Organism: Oppiella nova
Lineage: Eukaryota; Metazoa; Arthropoda; Arachnida; Sarcoptiformes; Oppiidae
Source: the annotation of a GenBank genome assembly